Molecule: messenger RNA, 718 nt
Organism: Thalassophryne amazonica
Lineage: Eukaryota; Metazoa; Chordata; Actinopteri; Batrachoidiformes; Batrachoididae
Gene: epdr1
Product: ependymin related 1
Exons: 3
Coding region: 44-676 (210 amino acids)
Biological process (GO): cell-matrix adhesion
Cellular component (GO): lysosome; extracellular region
Molecular function (GO): calcium ion binding
Source: RefSeq, a predicted model, not a curated record
UUUUCAGCCGUGAACAGGACGAGCGGAGCUGCACUUCGUCCUCAUGCCGUCACUGGUGCUCUUCUUUCUGGCUGCUGCCGGAGCGUCGGUCCUCGGCCUGCCUCCCGGGCCCCGUGCGGCCGGGACCUGCGAGGCCCCGCUGCAGUGGGAGGGACGGUGGGUUCUGUACGACCACAGUACCGGCAGGAACCGGCGGGCCGCGGUUUCCUACGACAGCCAGAACCAGAGGAUCAGAGUCCUGCAGCAGAACAAGAAGCACACCCCGUGUGAGAAGUUCUUUGAGUACAUCUUCUUGUACCAGAGUAUGGUGAUGUUCCAGAUUGACCAGAAGACCAAAGAGUGCUCCAAGAUUGUGUUGACGGAGGCUUGGGAUCCCUUUGACAUCCCUAAUAACUCCACCUUUGAGGAUCAGUACAUCAUUGGAGGCCCUGGGGACAUGGUGGAGGUUCAGGAGUGGUCCGACAGGAAGCCGGCACGCCAGCACGAGACCUGGGUGGGCGUGUACACCCUGAAGGACUGCUACCCGGUGCAGGAGACCUACACCCGAAACAGCAGUGUCACCACCUCCACUCGCUUUUUCAGCCUACAGCUCGGGAUCAGUGACCCAGCUGUAUUCACCCCGCCGAGCACCUGUGAAUCAGCCCGAUCCGAGAGGAUGGCCGAGUACGACUGCUGAAGCGUCUCUUCGGCUGUGAUCAAUAAACAGGAUUCACAGGCA